AUGAUACACGUACACGUUAAUUUAAAACAUCAUCAUGAUUUAGAAAAACGUUCAAAUGAUUUACAAGAUAAAAUUAUUGAACAAACAAUAUAUUAUGAAUAUUUAUUACAUGAAAUACAAAAACAAUUACCAUUAACAAAACGAUUAUUACAUUUUGAACAAAUUCAAGCAGCUUUUGUUCUUUAUAAGGAUUUAAGACAACGUUUAGUUGUUAUUGAACUAGAAUUAUUACAUUUAAAUGAUGAAAUACAAAAUCUUUGUAAAGAAUUAAAUGUUGUUUCAUUAGAAAAUGAUAUUGUUAAUGUAAAAGAUAAUUUUAUUAGAAUAUCAAAUGAUAUUCGAGAAAAAUUUCAUAGUGCAACUGUUAUUGUUAAUGAUAUAAAACGUAAUUUAGCUAAUCUUGAAGAUCUAUUAAGUCAAUGUUCAAUUGAAUCACGAACACGAUAUGAUGGAGAUAUAACUGAAAUGAAAGAUCAGUUAGAACGAAUGAUGGAAGUGGAAAAACGUCUUGAAAAUAUUGGAGAUGUUUAUUUGAACACAGAAGCAUUAAUUAAAUGUUUAGCAACUUAUUAUUUAUAUGAUUUACAAUCAACUGAAGCAGCAUUAGAAAGUUUUCAUCGUAAAUGGACAUCACUUAAAAGAGAUAUUUUACGAAGUGAACAAAUUCUUCAUCAAAAUAUUAUUAAUAAUUUACCAUCAAGACAAGCUUGUAAAGAAAUAAUUUUAUUUAUUGAUGCAAUUAAACGUUUAUUGGAUGAUGAUCAUGGUGCACCUAUUAAUAAUAGAGAGAAACUUUACAAAAAUUACUUAAACGAUAUCGAGUAA
Molecule: messenger RNA, 825 nt
Organism: Rotaria sp. Silwood1
Lineage: Eukaryota; Metazoa; Rotifera; Eurotatoria; Philodinida; Philodinidae
Source: the annotation of a GenBank genome assembly